GCUUCAGUUUCUGUUUCCGCUUUAAAACACAACUCAGUUGUGUUGUUCUUUUUCGUUUUCUCAUCAGUUUCCGUUAUAGUCGUUGAUUCUGAAAGAAGGUUGAACUUUGCUAUUGAGUUGUUUUGGAACAAAGUCGUAUUUAUGUUUCGAUAACGAUACCAACUUCUCCUUAACGUACAGAAGAAAGGAGGAAUAGUUUUACUUUCGUGUCUCAUCUGAAAAGCUUUGCGCGGUGCGAGGAUCAAAAGGAUUUGUGUGUGAACUUCACUGUUACAUAACCUGCCAGCUUUGCCUUUUUGUGAUAAGCCCCCGGCCCGGACCUCGGCGUGCGAGCAGCGAGGAAGGCGUAAGGCGUCCGAGGUCCGCUCUUCAGAUUGUGCGGCGAGAGGCUGCGCUCAACUAUCACAUUCUGCUUAAACUACGUCGACGAUGCCGACCCAUGCAGGAGAAAAGACUCUCGAGUGUAGUGUGUGCAAUAAGAAGUACACUUCAGAUACCGGUCUGUACAUGCACAUGAGAACGCACACAGGAAAGAAGCCGUUUGAGUGUAAUGUGUGCAAAAGAUCAUUUUACAGGCGUGACUACCUCAAACAACAUUUGCGCACUCACACGGGAGAGAAGCCUUACGAGUGCACCUUGUGCCAGAAGGCGUUCGCUACAAACACUGCUCUAAGAGUACACCUCGCCACCCACUUAACGGCCAGGCCUUAUAAGUGUACAGAGUGUAGCAAAACGUUCUGUUCCUCAGGUGAUUUGCAGCGCCAUGUCCGCACUCAUACAGGGGAGAAGCCCUACAAGUGUGCGUUGUGCAGUAAAAAGUUUACUAGAUCUCAUCACUUGCAGAGACAUUUACGUAGCGCUCACAUCACUGAGCCUACCGAACUUGUUGAGUGCGACAUCUGCCACAAGAAGUAUUCCCGAAGGUAUCUGAAGUUACACAUUCACAGCACACACUCAAGUGGAAAGGCUUUCGAAUGCGCUAUGUGCUUUAAAAGGUUUACUACAUCGUCUAGUCUCAACAAUCAUCGCUAUCGCAUACAUACGCACACAGGCCCAAAGCCUUUUAAGUGCUCUGUGUGCCCCAAGGAUUUUCAUAUCCAAUCUGAACUGGAGGCACAUUUCCCUAAGCACAAGGAUGAGAGGCCAUAUGAAUGCACUCUCUGUCAGAAAUCGUUCGUCAUGCGUUAUUACCUAACGAACCAUAUUCUGCAGGUGCAUACAGAUGAGAAAAAACGGAACUGCACCAUAUGCCUCAAAUCAUUUCGAGGUAGUGCUAGUCUGAAGUGUCACAUUCGCACGCACACCAAAGAAAAGCCCUUCGAGUGUACAAUCUGUAAAAAGAAAUUCACUGUACAAAGUACAUUGACUACCCACCUCCGCGUUCACACAGGGGAGAAACCCUACAAGUGCAGUGUAUGUCACAAGGAGUUUUCGCAGUUAGGUAACAUGCAGUCUCAUUCGCUUAUGCAUGAUGCACCGAAUUCGUUUAAUUGUACGGUGUGCAAAAAAACCUUUGCAACCGGAUACAAUCUUAAGUUUCAUCUGCGUAACUCUCACGUCAGUGAUAAGACUUUCAAGUGCACCGUUUGCCUGAAAACAUUUGGCCGGGAAGAUCAUCUGAUGGACCACCUCUUCACACACAUCAAGACGUAGAUAAAGCAUUUGAGGUGCUUGUGAAUGUUACGAGUCGUACGACGACUCAUCAAAAGUAAUCUAAAGUACUAAAAUAAACCUACUGUUGACAGUCUAGUAAUAGGCUUCACACUUGUCGACACUUGUAUUUCACAGUUUAGAACUUAUAAAUUUAAAAGUAAACAAUUCCUCUUUCUCGCCAUACAACUUACAAUGAAAAUAGAACAGUUUUGAUCUUGUAUAAUGGACUGUUUCAAACUUUUGAAAAACGUCUUUCACAGUGCACUGAAUGGUGCUUUCGAAAUUUUUGUUUGAGAGACGUUGACAGACUUCGAUCUUCGUAUUGCAUAAAAAAUAUUUGCAAGGCAAGCCGUCAGAAUCCAUGUAAACGGUGUGUUAGUAUUGCAAAGAAAUCGUUUACAACCUUGCGUAGAACUAUUUCGUAUUACAAUGCUUCGCAAUUCUUUCAAAAGCUGCAAAUAAAAUCGUUUCGAACACGAACCUGUUCUUUGCAGUUAUGAUUGCCUAACGUCACAAAUAUUUAAUCGUUCUUGCUACCUGUUUUCAAUUAUUUAUUUUACUCUUGUGUUUUGUUAAAUGAAAUGCUCUGUGAAAUAAAACGUUUGAAUCUAGAAAGUGU
Molecule: messenger RNA, 2272 nt
Organism: Frankliniella occidentalis (western flower thrips)
Lineage: Eukaryota; Metazoa; Arthropoda; Insecta; Thysanoptera; Thripidae
Product: gastrula zinc finger protein XlCGF17.1-like
Exons: 3
Coding region: 430-1653 (407 amino acids)
Biological process (GO): regulation of transcription by RNA polymerase II
Cellular component (GO): nucleus
Molecular function (GO): RNA polymerase II cis-regulatory region sequence-specific DNA binding; DNA-binding transcription factor activity, RNA polymerase II-specific; protein binding
Source: RefSeq, a predicted model, not a curated record